This is a messenger RNA of Candida tropicalis MYA-3404, 2028 nucleotides long. RefSeq lists its product as uncharacterized. The record is from RefSeq and is a predicted model, not a curated record. The coding region runs from base 1 to 2028 and encodes 675 amino acids. The transcript has a single exon. Gene Ontology annotation, biological process: regulation of translation. Gene Ontology annotation, cellular component: nucleolus. Gene Ontology annotation, molecular function: mRNA binding. Lineage: Eukaryota; Fungi; Ascomycota; Pichiomycetes; Serinales; Debaryomycetaceae.
AUGGGUGUUAAAAAUAUUAAGAGCAAGGGUACAAAGCGUGCUGCCCAAGAAGAAACCAAAAAGGUAACCAAAAAAGCAAAAGUUUCCAAGAAACUCCCAUCACCACCAUCAGAAGAUGAAGAAGAAAUCCAAGAAGAAGAAGAAGAUUUAGAUGUCAGUGAACAAUCCGAAGAUGAAUCCAGUUCUGAAGAUGAUUUAGAUAUUAGUGAAAGUGAAAGUGAAGAUGAAUUGGAUAAUUUAGAUGAGGAAGAACAACAAGAAGGUGAUGAUGAUGUUGAAGAAGAAGAAAAGGAUGAAGAAAAUAAAAACACAGAAGUUGAUCCAAAUAAGAAAACAUCUGCUGAACAACACUCUGAACAAAAGAAAUUAUUAGCAGAACGUAAAUUGCAAAGAAAAUCUGGUGUUGAAGUUCAAAAGAUUAAAAACUUAUGGGAAAAGUUAAGAGUCACUAAGCCAACUCCACCAAAAGCUAAACGUGAUGAAUUAUGUGACGAAAUCUGGGACUUGGCUAAAGAUGUUAUUAAUGAUCUUGUUUUAAAACAUGAUGCUUCUCGUGUGGUUCAAACUUUGGUUAAAUACUCCAAUAAAGAAAGAAGAGAUAUCAUAGUAAGCUCCUUGAAGGGUACUUUUUAUCAAUUGGCUACUUCCGCUUAUGGUAAAUAUUUAUUGAUCAAGCUUUUACAUUACGGAUCCAAAGAAUCCAGAGCGUUAAUUGUUGAUGAAUUACACGGUAAAUUACGUAAGCUAAUGAGACAUAGAGAAGGUGCAUACGUCGUUGAAGAUUUAUAUGUCCUUUAUUCUACAGGUGAGCAAAGACAACAAAUGAUUAGAGAAUUCUGGGGUUCUCAAUAUGCUGUAUUCAGAGAUUCUGGUAAGGGAAAGACAGUAUUGGAUGUUGUUGGGGAACUGGCUGAGAAAAAGCAAUUGAUCAUGAGCAAUUUGUACGGUACUAUCAAGGCUUCAGUUGAAAAGGGUUCUACUGGUUUCCAAAUUUUGCAUGCCGCAAUGAGAGAAUAUGUGACAAUUUUAGUUAAUGAUAUUGAUGCUAAUGAAUCUGCCAUCCGUGACUUCAUCGACUUACUUGCAGAACAGUUUGCUGAAUUGGUCCACACACAAGAAGGUUCAGAAGUUGCUUGUAAUUUAAUUGCUUUGGCCAACGCUAAAGAACGUAAAACCAUUAUCAAAAGUUUAAAGACUCAUACUAAUGAAUUAAUCAAAAAUGAGUAUGGUAACAUAGUCUUGAUCACUUUGUUUAUGACAGUCGAUGAUACUGUUUUGAUUUUCAAAUCAUUUGGAUCUGAAAUUUUCUCCAAGGAAUUGGUUCCAGAGUUAAUUCAAGAUAAAUUUUCUAGAAGACCAAUUUUGUAUUUGUUAAAAGGGUUAGAUGGUAAAUAUUUCGCACCAAACGUAAAGAAAGCAAUUUUGGGUUACGAAGAAUUGGCUUACAAGAAGACUUCCAAGAAGGAUAAAGAACAAAGAAAAUUAGAAUUAUUGGAAAAAUCAAUAAUCCCACUUUAUAAAUCUAUAUCAGAUGAAGAAACUGUUAGCCAGUUGUUGACCCUGAAUAUGGCUGCUCAAGUCAUUGCUGAAUUAAUUCUUACUCCUACAACCUUUGCUGAAGUGAAUGAUAAAUUAAGACCACAAUUAGUUGAUAUAAUCUUUGACAAAACUAUUAGUGGUGAUGUUCUUGAAGAUUACCACUUGCUUAACAAAACUCCCUUCGUUUCUAGAUUAGUCAAAUCUUUAAUUCAAGGUAACGAAUUUACAUUUGAUAAUGCAUCCAAGAAAUUGGUCAAAACUGGUAAUGAUCCAAUUCCAAGUGUUGGUACCAAAUUUGCUGAAAGAGUUGCUGGUGAAAUCAAUGUCAAAGAUUGGAUUUCAGGUCAACCAGCUUUUGUUCUUGUUUCAGUUGUCGAAGUCUUGCAAUUAGCUAAGUCUUCUAAAGUCGAUAAAUUGAAGAAAUCCAUCAAGAAAUUGACAUUAUCAAAAGACGACAAAGGUGCUAAACUUUUAUCUACUGUUAUUUAG